CCCCCACGAGGCUGCUGAUUGGCCCGGGUGGUGCUUCGUCCCACCUUCCUCGGCCAGAUUCUUUUCCCACCUUCCAUUGGCCGCCGAGUUAAAGCCCCUGGCGCUGAUUGGCGGCGGCCGCACGCGGCGGGUUUGAACGGCCGGUGGGUAGUGGUGGCAGCGGGAUGGAGGACGCGGAGCUGCGCUGCACGGUGGCCGUGGAGCAGCCGCUGCCGGGGGGACAGGGCCUGCGGCGCCGUGUGAUGCGGGGCGCGCUGGUGCUGCUGGGCCGCAACGAGCUGCGGCAGCCGGUGCUGCGGGUGGUCGGCGGCAGCGGCGCGGCGGCGGCGGCGCUGAGCUUCGCGCUGGUCGGUGAUGCUGUGCGGCUCUUCACGCGGUUCGCGGGACACGGGCGGGCGGCGGUGCGGGUGGGGCCGGGCGGCGCCCAGGUCCUGCUCUCCGACUGCCCUCCGGACGCGCUGCGCCGCUUCCUCCGCCUCCUGCGGCUCAAGGUCGCCGCCGGGCCGCGGGUCGCCCCCCGCGGACCCCGCCUGCUGGACCGUCCACCGCCGGCCUUCUCUGUCGUCAGCCCGCUGCAGGAGCGCGACCUGCUGCGCGCCCCCGGCCGCCUCCGCAGCGGCGAGGGGCAGGGAGAGCGCCCGGCCGAGGUGCCCCGUGUGGAAAGGCGGCCCCCGGCGAGGCUCUCGGCGGAGCAGGAGGCGGUGCUGGGCGCCGUGCGGAGCGGGAAGAGCAUCUUCUUCACCGGCUGUGCAGGGACCGGGAAAUCGUUCCUGCUGAAGAGGAUCGUGGGCUCCCUCCCUCCAAGGAGCACCUACGCCACAGCCAGCACGGGAGUGGCAGCUUGCCACAUCGGUGGCACCACUCUCCAUGCCUUUGCAGGGAUCGGCUCUGGGAAGGCACCGCUGGAACAGUGUAUUCAGCUGGCGGAGCGGCCUGGGGUGCGCCAGCACUGGCUGGCCUGCCAGCACUUGAUUAUCGAUGAGAUCUCCAUGGUGGAUGGCAAGUUCUUUGACAGGCUGGAGGCAGUGGCGAGGGCAGUCAGAAAAAGAGAUGAGCCUUUUGGAGGAAUUCAGCUAAUCAUCUGUGGGGACUUCUUGCAACUACCCCCAGUCUGCAAGGCUCAUGAAGAAACCAAGUUCUGCUUCCAGGCAAAAAGCUGGAGGAAAUGCAUCCACAUAAACAUGGAGCUGACCGAAGUGCGGAGACAGACUGACAAGACCUUUGUCUCGCUCCUGAGUGCAGUCCGUUUAGGCAGGUGCACAGAGGAGGUUACCAGACUACUGAUGCAGACUGCCACUAACAGGUCUGAGCGCGAUGGGAUCCUGGCUACACGGCUCUGCACCCAUAAAGAUGAUGUAGAAAUAACUAACGAGAGACGCUUGCAACAGCUAUCAGGAGAAGUGCAUGCUUUUGAGGCUUUGGACAGUGACCCAAUGCUAGUGAAGUUAAUUGAUGCUCAGUGUCCUGUGAGUGGUAGAGUUGAGCUAAAGCUUGGAGCUCAGGUGAUGCUAGCUAAGAAUCUGGAUGUAUCUCAAGGGCUGGUGAAUGGGGCACGAGGAGUUGUUGUAGGAUUUGAAAGUGAAGAGAAGGGGCUGCCUAAGGUUAGAUUUCUAUGUGGGGUCACACAGGUCAUCAAAAUGGAGAAAUGGGUCUUCAAAGGACCAUCAGGAAUUCAUCUGAGUCGUCAACAGUUGCCUUUAAAAUUGGCAUGGGCUAUUUCCAUUCACAAGAGUCAGGGCAUGUCUUUAGACUGUGUGGAAAUCUCCCUGUCCCGUGUCUUUGAAAGUGGGCAGGCUUAUGUAGCCCUUUCCCGAGCCCGCAGCCUUGCAGGUCUCCGUGUUCUGGACUUUGACCCAAAAGUAGUAAGAGCUGAUCCUUCUGUGUUGCAGUUUUAUAAACAGCUGAGAUGCCAUCAACUUGUAACCCAGGAUUCCCUACACACUCAUUCGGGUGCUGAUGAAAAGGAGAACUGGAAACACAGUUGAGAAUGCUCUUCUGGCCUCUAUGAGGCAAUGGACAGAAUGCUGAUUUGCAGCCAUCUUGCUAUUAAGUAUAUUUGGUAACACAGACAAAGUCAGAGGAAAUUCUUUUAUUGUUUUUAUAAUGUGUGCUUCAUUCAGUUGUUCCUGGAUAUGUAGAAGUCUCUCUGCCUCAUGCCUCUGAAAUUUGGAAGGAUUCUGUAGCCUCUUCCUGGGCCCACAUUCUUGAAUACUUGUGUGUCACAGAUGCAAUUCUAUCAAAUGAAAUGACUGAACAAGGACAUGCCUGAGGGACCUUCCUACAGUUCUGUACUGUCCACUUUGUUGCAUUUUAUUCUCCACCUAUGCAGACUGAAACUUGUGUGCUUUUCUUCAAGUUGUACCACAGCUGAGACAUAAGAUUUGUGUCCUGUUUGCCUGGAUGGAUUGGACCUGUUCCCAGGAGCUGCUGACACAAGGGAAAGCAGUUCUUCUGCAAGUGAGGGGCUGCCAGGAACUGGGUUAUCUCUUCAUAGCAUGCUGGGGUGUUCUUGCUUUCCAGAUGUUUACCACCAGGAGGCUUUGCAUAACUUCAUCUACAAGCAGUACUGAGAGUUAUUCAUGGCCUGUUAUGCUGAUCCAUAGCCUUUUAAUCAGUCUGCAUACAAUGAGGUGUGAUUUUGGGUUUUUUUUUAACCUUCUGAAAUGAGCUGGUGUUGUUAAAAACAGGAAAAAGUCCUACAUCUUGUACCCCUGAUUAUGGAACUACAAGAAUCGUGGAGCUCAAUUACCCUAUUAGAUAGAAAGGAGAGAGAUGAGAUGGGUGCUUGUGGGAGCCCCUCUUGUUUAAACACAUGAGGCUCACUCAAAUGGGAGGGAAUUUCUGCUGGAAACAACACAUCAGACUAAUGAGGUGGAAGUUGAAUGUGCAAUAGGAAAUAAUGGGCAAGGACAUGUGAAGUGAGCUGUAACUUCACCUGCUUCAGCAAAAGCAGGGCUGAGCAGAGUUAACACACGGUAUUUUUUUGAAGUCUUAAUAAAGGAGAAGCUCUGGUCUUUGUAUUUUAGCACACUGCUUAAAGCUUAAGUACCUUGUGUAUUUUUAAAUGUUUAACGUGUGGAAAUAAUGUGAAAAUCAACAUCCAGCCGGAAUUCAUCUCUUGCAUAGUUGUCUUUUGGUAACAAAGCCUUGUAGUUUGAUCGAGUUGAAGGCCACUUCAACUGCUCUUUUCAAAGCCAGGGAAGGAUGGUGACUAGCCAAUGGUUAACAUAACAGAAAGCAGACUUUCGGUGGGAUUUCAAAAUAUAUUUUUUAAAGUGAGAGUUGAUUUUUCUGGGCCCGGGAGGCUUGUGGUCGGGGCGACCUGGGAUGAACUUGUGCCAUUUCUGCUCAAGGUGGAGCUGCAGGCAGCCCGCCCCCGCCACGUGCAGCACGACCUGAUCCUCCAAGAAGCAGACGCCGCCGGCGACCCGCGGCCGGCAGCCGAAAACGGCCACGGGCUGCGCCCCGGCCGCCGCCAUGCUGCCGCCAUGCUGCCGCCGUGGCGCCGCGGCUUGGCCGCAACGUGGCGCAGAGCAGUCGCCCUGCAAAGAGCACCUGCGCCACAGCCAGCGCAGGAGUGGCAGCUUGCACAUCGGUGACACCGCUCCCCAUGCCUUUGCAGGUAAUGGUCUGCCCAACAGCAAAGGGCUGGCAGCAGUACCCUAGAUGCAUUUUUUCUUUCAUUGCUACUGUUUCACCAUCCACGGUGAUGAAUAGUUUGGUGUUUGGAGAAGAGCGCCCGAUGCAUGUUUCAAAAAGAACCUGUUGUAAUAAAUUUUGACUUAGUCUUGUAAGUAACAAAAGUUUUAUUUUUAAAUAAGCAAUAAGCAAAGACAGCGCUGGAUGCGGGCGGCCUAGAGACCUCAGUCUCCCUUGCGGCACGCACACACAACUAACUCAGUUCUCUGGGUCUUAAAGUCCAUCUCUGGUCCACAGCUUCCGGGUGUAACUUUUCACUCAUGUUGAAGGCUCCUAUCAUGUGGGCACUGACUGCUGCGUAGCCAGUUUCGAUCGCCUUACUUUGGUUGCUUAUGAGGUAAAUACAUCAAGCAGAACAAAGCAAGUAAGCACUCAAACAAACAUCUCCUUGUUAGGUAAAUACAUCAAGCAGGACAAAGCAAGUAAGCAUACAAACACUUCUCAGACCUCAAACAAACAUCUCCAGGAGCUUUAAUGAACAAACAUUUCUCGGAACUGCUUGUUACACUGUAACUAUCAGGAUCGAUGUGAAUUAAAGCGGAGAGCGGAUGAUGGUUUCAGUAUGAGAGUAGUGGACUCUUGUGCUGAGGCUUUUAUUCUGUGUUUGCCGUCACUGCCAGAGGAACUCCCUCUGCUUCUACAGGGGUCUGAAACUGCUCUGUCUCUUCCAGAUCUGCUGCUGAAUAUGGAGACUUGAUGCUACUUCACAAGGUAAAAAAUAACUUCAAAAUUCAACAUUAAAAGGCACUUAGUGUUUUUUUUAUCUUUCAUUCCAAUAUCAUCAAUAGACAGACUUUAAUCCCUGACCUAAGUUUUCCCUUUUGUGCCACAAUGAUGAUAUUUAUUUGCUACUCUUGAUCAAGAGGAUGAUGAGCACAUUUACCACCAUAACUUUCCUCUGAGGCACAACAACUUAGAAUUCCUCUUGAUGUUUUGAUUUCUGAAUAUACUGUUCAUAAGCUUUUAUUUUUAUUUCCAGGACUUGAAUUGUGCACUUGAAAGACCUGAAGAGGAACAUCACCUGGUGAGAGGUGUGAAGCUUGUGUAGGGGUUUCUUCCAUGGAGCUGUUAAAGCACUGUGGUGGAAAGGGUGGGAUGUUUAAAAUGAGGAGGAAACAUUCUGGGGUUCAUUUCCACUGAUCCACAGAAAAAAAUGGUACUUGCUAUUAUUCAAAAACUCUUGAAUAUUUGUGUUUUAUGUGGGGAACUUCAAUUUUUCAAAGCUGUCACAAGAGGUGAUUGCUUGGUGCUCUGAUUCCAAGGCAGAUACAGUGAUGAUGACAUAGUUCAGCAGAAUAUACUGUGAAGAACAGUUUUGUCUUUCGCUCCUAUCUGACGUGUCUGGCUCUUGUGAUCUCUUGCUGGCAGGUGUAGGCUUGACCAUGAAGGCUGAGGGAAUGGGAUUGAUUAUUUUCUUUUGUUACAGGCCCUGGGAGAUGAAGAUACAAGCUGUGCAAGUAGCCCCCAGUUUUUGGAACUAAACGCUGAUACAGUAUUUCACUAAAACUGUAUUUAUGCUGAAACUUUCUGCUGGCCUCUACCUAACAGCAACUUUUCCUUUACAGGCUUCUGAGGCAUUUCUCAUUGUGAUGUAAGUACUCGUUUUAACUUUGCAAGUAUUAGCAUUAAAAAAAUCUGCCUAGAAAUAAAGUAUUUAACUGCACGUAUGCUGGGAGGGAGGUGCAAGGGGCCAGUGUUUGCUGCUGCUGCUUGCAUCUUGUCCAAUAGCAGAGGAUACUUAGAGGGGAGCUGCUGGCUAAGGCCCAGCCUUGGCAGGCUGGCUUGUGCCAAACUCUUCACUGUGUGCCUGUGGGCUCACGGAGUUGUGCUAUUUGUGUAUUUGCCCUCUUUCCUGUAGCAACCUUAGCCUAAAGCAGAUAGCUGUUGAGUGACUGACAGCGUGAGCUGCCUGUGUGAUGAGACGUGACUGCCCUGACUUCAAUCCUGGAGGUCUGCAAUUAGCUCUAUCUGACUUCAGGCGCCUGACAAGAUUUCAUCCUCGUGUGCUCGCUUCUGCGCUCACCUGACACUUCUCUUUCUUCCAGGACUGCUGCGGUGGAGCUGUGGGGUGAUGCAAUUGGUGGUGCUACCAGCAGAAGUAAGUAGCCAGAAGAUGCAUUUGACUGGUCAGAGCUGGUGCUGGGGAGGUUAUUAGAUGCUGGGCUCUAAUUGUGGUGUAGCUGCAGUGUUAAGCAGAAGGUUCCUUGAUGAUUUUCUUACCUCUACCAGUAGAUCACAGCUUAUCAUCAGAGUUUGGUUACCUGAGGUGCUAGGGAUUGAAUCUCACACUUUGUGACCAAAGGCAUUGAUAAGGUACAAGGAUGGUUGUGAAAGUAAUGGGCAAAGGAGUUUCUGGAAGUCGUGGGGCGCAAGAGUAACAUCAGCAUUGGACUGAGUUUCAUUUUCUUAUGUGUGUAUCCUAGAUUUGAGAAUGAGAGAACUGCUGGAUAUUCUGUGACAUCUGCUUGGUAAGCUGCUUGCUUCUUGGUUGCCAUAAGACUUUUUUUACAACUUGUGAAUAUUAACUUCUUUCUGUAACUGAAAAGCAAUAUUAUGGAGUAGUUGAAAUGAUGUAACUGCUAUGGGCUGCUUGAGUUUCUAGUUAACAAGAAAGAAUGUGUGAUAACCCGCCAGUGCACAUCUUGUCCUAACCAAAACCAGUACAAUUAUUUGGCAUCUAACUUUUUAGAGUUUAAAUUAAGUAGUGGGAUUUAUCAGGGAAUAGCACUGAUCUCAAAUAGUUGGUUUAAUGUGGUAAAUUAUUUGUCUCUAUGGCUGGAUUAAAGCUUCUACGUGAUGUGAAUGAAGAUUGGCUGGGAGUAAGGUCUGAAAUACAGAGGUCAGGUCCUUUAAGGAGGAACAGAAGUAACGAAACAUUAAGCUUCUCUAAGCAUGUACUGUUUGUGAUGAUUUGUUCUAAGCAAUGGGAAUCUCUCUGAAAGAGCCUGAGGAGGACUCUUGCACUGAAACAGUACGCACAUUCAAACUAACUCUUGAAGCACUGCCAAGGAGAGUGUAUUAAUAAAAAUGCACUUGUUACAGAGUGAAGCUUGUGGGCAGUUUGUGUGAAAAACAAGACUAACGUGUCUGAGGUAAGUGUAGAAUACAAGGGAUUUGAUCAUUACUGGAAUAUUAUCUUUGUGCUAAACACCUAGAUAGUAGGGCCAAAAAUUAGUCUUGUAAUAGAUCUGAUUGGUCUUCCUUUAUUGUAUGCUGAUUCUCCUACUCUAAGCUAGUGUGGGAAUAAUGCUUGUAGCAAGAAUCCACUUCUAUGUAGUUCUCAAUUUGACUUGAAAAGGAAGGGCUCUUUUGCAACAGAUACCCUGACAAUUCCUGAACUGCAGUCCGUGGUGAACUUUAUGUAGGAUUCUGUUUGUGUGAACAGAAGAUGUGGCCUCAGUGACUCUUAAAACUAGGGUUUUAUUGCUGCAUGUCUUCACACAGUGCCAAUAAAGGAAACUAAAUCAGUGGAGACCACUUAUCCAAUAAGGUAUUAAAUAUGUAGUACAGCGGGAUGUGUAUUAGGAAACGACUGUCAUAACUCAUAGCUGAUGUGUCUGGCUAUUCUGUGAACUGACACUGUAACGCUGCAUUCUUGAAUUAAAAAAACCCAACACUUGCAUGCUGUGGUUGUCGCUACUCAGUAAUUUUUGCUAAUCUUGGUUAUGUUGGCUGUACAUAAAAGUAGGAUCAAGUCCCAGGUGAUUGCUGUACCAACUAAUUUCCUCCAGCAGACUGGUUCUGUUAUCAUGCGUAAGGCUAUAGGUGUUCAGGAUGCUUUCUAUAGCACUUGUGCUUAAGUUAUCAAAACUCCCUGAAUAAAACUUCCUGUCAGGGAGAGGCAGGAUCACAAAGCAAGUAGUAGCUUUUUCCCAAUUCUUUCAAUGUUAGUAAUUGUGUAUUUCCAAUUAAGGGUUUUUAAUCUGUAUAUAUCCUAUCUGGGUGUUGCAAGUUAAAGUUCUUGUCAUUUAGUCACUUACCAGCUAAAAUGCAGCCUCCUUGUAGGUAAAAUUAGUUCAGUGGAUGGAACUUCAUAGAUAAAUAAUUAAACUUGCACGUAGCAAUGCCUGUUAUUCUGAAACAGCUUCUCUCUUUCUCAGGGAAGGACCGCGCUGUCUGCAGCCUCACUGGGUAAGACCACACAGCACAUGAAUUCUCUCAACUUCAGGGAAAAUCUGUAGCCACUGAUGAAAUUUGAUUCUGCCAAAUGAAUGACUGUGAUAUCACCAUUUCCGUUCCACUUUUCUCUGAGGUCACAAAGCUGCUCUGAAGCUUAAAGCAGUUGUGUUACUGCAUACAUUAAUUGUGGUUUUUUGCCUUAGGUAAGGAGGCAGCUUUGAAACUACUGCAAGAAGAACCAAGAAGGUGAGCGUAACUGUGGGAAUAAUGAAAUUUAUUUGCUGGAACAAGUGAUGAUAACCUUUGCCUUGAACUCUCUCUUUCUGAAAAGAGAUGAAAAUCUAAGGUCUGAGUUGUUCCCAGCAAGCUUCUUGUGCCGGUUUGGUGCCUUAUAAUGGUUAUGUCUGUCGUAAUAGGUGGAAGAUUGCCGAACUAUGGGUUACACUUGCAUGAACAGCAUUAAAAAGCGAAGGGGUUUUUACCACACUGGUAAUGUUUGCCUGAUACUGAUUGGAACCAAUAAAAAUUUGUAAACUCUA
Molecule: messenger RNA, 8357 nt
Organism: Columba livia (rock pigeon)
Lineage: Eukaryota; Metazoa; Chordata; Aves; Columbiformes; Columbidae
Gene: PIF1
Product: PIF1 5'-to-3' DNA helicase
Exons: 12
Coding region: 165-1985 (606 amino acids)
Biological process (GO): DNA repair; telomere maintenance
Molecular function (GO): DNA helicase activity
Source: RefSeq, a predicted model, not a curated record